Molecule: messenger RNA, 851 nt
Organism: Sycon ciliatum
Lineage: Eukaryota; Metazoa; Porifera; Calcarea; Leucosolenida; Sycettidae
Product: very low-density lipoprotein receptor-like
Exons: 4
Coding region: 483-851 (122 amino acids)
Cellular component (GO): plasma membrane
Molecular function (GO): protein binding
Source: RefSeq, a predicted model, not a curated record
AGUUAGUAGCAGUAGACCCACUACUACACUCUACAGUACAAGAGCCGAGUUUUACAUCUCAUUUUGUCAGAAGCAGGUGAAGUAGGCACGUCACUUAGUCUUUGCAGCUACAUGUAGCUGCAUGCACACAGCAUUUCGAAAUAAUUAUUUGAAAUAGAGACGGAAGCUGUUGUGUGCGUAAGCGAAUCAAGGCUACUAAGUACUAGUAGUAGCGCAAGGACAUGGAUGUUGUAGUGGAGUACUCCGAGUAACAGUGGUUGGUAGAGCACCGCAGAGUGGGAUACUGAGUACCGCACGCUGUCAGCCAGCACGGCGCACAGCAGGCGUAGGAAGUAGAAACGGAGGCACUUAGCAUCAGGUCGGGGGACACACAAAGAUAAUAAUUUUUGGUCACUCCUGCACCAGAACUUCUUGCUACCCUGGUGACGUGUCGUUCCUGAGCAGUACUCUGUCUCUGCGUGUCGUCUCCUUCCCCAAGAAAGAUGUUGAUUCUACAGCAUAUGUACCUGCUUGCGGCGCUGUUGGCGGGGUCGUCGACACUCACACCAGGCCUGGCAUCUGUUGAUGAUGAAACCUGCAGAGAUCACCUGUCGUUCUUGUGCAGCGACGGCACUCAGUGCAUACCACGGCAGUGGCAUUGCGACGGUGCUGUGGAUUGCAGAGAUGGCUCUGAUGAGGGAGUGGACCUUUGUGGAACUACCGUCCAACCAGCCCCAAAUUGCCCCACAGACUUCCUGAAGUGUGGACAAAGCCAAACUAACCCUGGACAAUGCGUUCACGAAAAGGACUGGUGUAAUGAUGUGCCAGAUUGUGACAAUGGCGUUGACGAGGACUUUUGUAUGGAGCGAUAA